Brassicogethes aeneus is the source of this 13890-nucleotide messenger RNA. Lineage: Eukaryota; Metazoa; Arthropoda; Insecta; Coleoptera; Nitidulidae. The record is from the annotation of a GenBank genome assembly.
AUGGAUGACUACGACCUGAUAUUUAAAUUGCGCUCUCCAGUUAUUGGAGAAAUCCUUAUAGCCUGGCAAAAGUAUACAGCAUGCAGUUCCGAUGAAAUAAAUCUCAAGGAAGGUGAUGUAGUAGAACUACUUGAUACGGUUGAUCCAGUCUCAGCUGCAAAAAAGUUAAAAUUAGAUCCCGAUCUAGAUACGGUGUCUGGAGAACUUUUGGAUACAUCAGCGGCUCGUCACAAACUCUCUGUGAAACCCCGAAGAAAACACGCCAGUUCCAGACAUUCCCCAACCAGACUCAAUAUUAAUGCAAGAUGGCUUGUUAAAGACACAAACAGCAAAAAACAAGGAUGGGUACCAUGCAGAGUUCUUCAGACAGCUGACGAUCCCGUUCCAGGAUCAGGAUUGCCAGGGGAUGCAGAAUUCAGAAGAAUGGCGGUUGUAAAAGAACUGGUGGAGACUGAACAGGAGUUUGUUAAAGAUGUGGAUAAGGUAGUCAAAAAAUAUUUGAGCAUGGAGAUUGGGAAAGUCCCGAAGGUUGUUAGAGACAACUUCGAAGUGAUUUUCGGGAAUUUGACGGAAAUUGCGGAAUUUCAUAGAACUGUUCUUAUGGAAGGUGUGAAAUACUACGCAAACGAACCUCUACUAAUUGGGAAAACUUUUCUAAGAUUAGAAAGGGAUUUCGACAAACACGUCAGCUAUUGUAGGGACGAACCUUCAGCUCAGGAAUUUUUGGACACUAACGAUGAGGCCAAUGAUUAUUUCGAGGAGUUGUCACAUCGCCUAGGUGACGACAAAAGUAUUUCCGAACAUUUGAAACUUCCGAUACAACGUAUAAACGACUAUCAACUUCUUUUAAAGGAGUUGGUAAGGUAUAGUGCGUGUCUUGGCGAAAACAACACCGAUCUCCAAAAGGCCCUUGAUUUGAUGCUAAGUAUCCCCUACAGGGCACAAGACGAUAAAUUCACUUCCAGCAUCGAAGGUUAUAAAGGUAGCAUCCACAAGUUGGGUCGGUUGUUAGCCCAUGAUAGGUUUUCCGUUACAUUUGGAGAAACAACCAAGGAACGCUACUUGUUCCUUUUUAAGGCACGCAUUCUUAUAACAAAAGUACGAAGAAUAUCCGACGAUAGAUCCAUAUUUCAACUGAAGGAUAUCAUAAGGCUUCCCCAAGUUGAAAUCAAAGAUCAUCCUGAAGAUAACCAACUUUUCGAACUAGUAGAUAAAGUAGGUGGCCAAGCUUUAUCCCUUAGAGCUCAUAGAGAUAAUAUCAAAGAGUUUUGGCUGCAAGAAAUCAGAGAGUUCGCUAAAAACUUCGGCGAAUCAGAGGAGGCCGCUGGUAGCGACGAGUUUGCUAUCGCGUCACCGCCCACCGAGUUAAGUCACGAAGAAAAGUUAAAGAAAAAAGUUCCCGAAGUCAAAGUUCAAAAGGUUGAAGUCAAAACUGCCGAAGUUAAGUCUAAAACAUCGACUAUCAAGACCAGUGAAGUUAAAACAGUUGCUGUAGAGUCGAAAACAGUUUCUGUCGCGUCUAAAAUAUCGAAGACAGUCGAGGAAAAACAAGUAGCCACCAAAACAAGCGCUAAGGUUGAGGCAGUCAAGAAGGAAGAGGUCAAAGUUGGUAAACCCAGUGAAGCUACUGCAAAAGUUGUUCCCAAAGUCGAAACACCGAAGCCUACAAAAGCUGUCGAACCAAAACCUACUGAAACUAAGGUUGUUCCAAAAGUAGAGACCAAACCUGUUGAAACACCCAAGCCUACGAAGGUAGAGACCAAACCUGCUGAAACACCUAAGCCUACGAAAGCUGUUGAAACAAAACCUACUGAAACAGUUGUAAAGGAAGAACCAAAGUCAACAAAAGAAGUAGUCACACAGAAAUCAAGUGAUUCAACCACAACUUCCCAAGUCAUAUCUCUAGAUGCUUCCAUCGAGACCAAAAAAAGAACAGUAGAGCUAAGCGAGGAGGAAGAGCUUUCGGCAGAACACCAUUUGAAGCGCAUCAAAGCAGUGGAACCUUUAGUGCAUCUACACGACAAAAAAGUUCUCGAGGAAAUCAUCCCGUAUGUGCCAAAGAAGCCACCACAAGUGUCUGGUAGUGCUCUAGAUAAGUUGUACAGUGUAGAAUCUUUGGGUGUUAGUGAUACCAUUAUAACCGAAUAUAAAGUUGGCGUUGAAGUCAAUGUUGAAGUCGACGAUAUGAGUAGGAAGUACACUUCUUCCUCUGCAAGGGCAGAGGGAAAUUUAGAAUCAUCGUAUAGUAGUAGCAGAAAAACUGGUUCCUCUUCCUAUGGAGCUGAUGGUUUAUCAUCCAAGUACAGCAGUGAUUACUCUAGCAAAUACGGCACUGAUUCUGCCUUGGGAGGAACUAAAUACGAUUCGCUAACCUCCAAAUACUCAUCCGCAUCAUCAAAAUCGUACUUGGAAGGAGGCGAUACCUCUAAAUACUCAUCAGCCUCAUCGAAAUCUUACCUUGAAGGAGGCGAUAGUUCAUCUUACUCGCGUAAAGCUUUAUCCAGCGAUGCUGAUAAAGAUUACUCGUACUCGUCAAGACCAUUUAAAUCCAAUGUAGGCGAUGAAGACAUCAUCAAUAGCUACUCGAGAAAAAUGGGUGGCCUUACCAGCGGUGACGAUGAAGGUGGUUACUCCAGCUACACCAAGAGGUCUACCAGAUCCGUUACUCAAUCCCACGAAGAAGGUGAUGGAGAUGGUAGCUAUAGCUACAGUAGAAGAUCUAUCCGUGGGGCAGUAGAGGGCGUUGGUGACGGUGACUCGUACUCGGUGAGGAAGUCCAUAAGAACCUCCGUGGAAGGCACUGGUUUAGAUGCCCCAGAAGUUAACUCUUACUCCACCAGUUACUCCAAACGUUUGGGUGACGAUUCAAAGUACUCCAUCAGAGGUACUUCAACUGGAGACGAGAGUGAUUACACUAGCAAAUACUCGAGAAAAUCUCGACUCGAUGACUCGGAGACUGAACAAUUACUCGCUAAAUAUUCGGGCAAAUACGAAUCUAUUGCGGGAGAAGAAGAGGAAGAUAAGUACGAAAAAUACAGAAGGAAGUAUUCCAGGACUGAUUCUUCCGCAGAACCCACUACCAAAGACGAAGAAGCCUCAAAGUACACCAAGAGGUACUCCAGAACAAGUUCGCUGGAUAAAAAAGCCGAAGAGGAUGACCCAUACGAAAAGUACGCCCGUAAGUAUCUUAGAGCUGAGUCUAGGGAGAACAGCCGAGCGAGAACUGAAUCUGUGGAGAGAAAAAUUCAAGAGGAAGAAAGUUUUUCUUCCAAGAAAUACUCUAGGGUGGAUUCGGUGGAUUUGCCACCAAAACCCAAAAAGAAAUCCGAUGAAACUACUUCCGUUAAAUCGUCAAUUGAAGAAUCAAAAUCAGAAAUUAAAGCCGAAUCUCACACUGAAUCACACGAAUCAGUUUCAUCUUCAGUAAAAGUUAGCGAAUCAUCGACUGAGCAAGUCAAGGUAAGUUCUACGGAGUCAGCAAAGAUCAGCGAAAAAUCAUCAGUAACUGAAAAAACUACCGAACAAGCCAAAGCAGCUGAAGAAGCAAAAAUGGCUGCUAGAAUUCCAGAACCAGUCAAGGUUGCCGAGCCAGCAAAAGUGUCUCUCACCGAGAAAUCAGCGCAGAAAGUCACAAUGAGCAAGGAAUCCGCUGUACACGAAAAAACCGCCACCGAAAAGCUGAUCGAGUAUACAUCUGAAUCCGACGAUCGUCCUAGGUUCAUCAAAACCAUACGUGGUGCUAAUAUAGAACUUACAACUGAUGAAAGACAGGAACGAGAAUUAACAGAUCACCCAGUCUUUAUCGUGUCAAUGAAAGAUGCUGAAUUAUUGGAAGACACAUACCUUCGUUUCAUGGUUAAAGUUGCUGGUGAACCUAAUCCAGAAGUUUGCUUCUUCAAAGAUGGUUUAAAGAUCAUAGAGAGUAACGAUCACUUUGAAGUGGUUAAGGAACACUCAGAUAAAGGUUUUUACGAACUUAUUAUCCCAGUGGUGAAAAAAGAAGACGCCGGUGUAUACAAGUGUGUUGCCACCAAUAAAUUCGGUGAAGCACACUCAGAAUCAACUGUUACAGUAACAGACAACAAACAAAUUUUCGAAGAUAUGCCAGAAGGUGAAAUCUUGGGCCCUGGUAGGCGUUCGUCGUUCCACUGGAAGAAGGACGGAGUUCCUUUUGAACCGGAAGAACGUUUCAAAGUUCUAAUGGGCGAUGACGAGGAUUCCCUCGCCCUAGUCUUCCAACACGUUAAACCCGAUGACGUAGGUCUUUACACUUGCGUAGCUCAAACGUCCCGAGGCCACAUAAGUUGCAGCGCUGAGCUUACAGUCCACGGCACUGUGAAUCAGUUGUUCAGAGAACCCGAGAAGCCCAAGCUCGUUAUAGAAAAGAGAGAUCCUAUUGUGAACGCUGGAGGAUCGGCUAUGCUGGAAUUACAAGUUAAAGGUUACCCCAAGCCUCACGUCAAAGUUGAACACGACGGCAAAGAAUGUGAAGUUGGAUCUAAAUACAAGUUCCUUUAUGAAGACGAUGAAACUAUGUCUGUGGUAAUCAAGGAUGUUCAAAAUGAAGAUGCUGGUAAAUACACAAUCACAGCCUCCAACGAUCUCGGCGUAGACUCUGCUGAGAUGUCUCUUACAGUCAAAUCCCCUCCCAAAAUCAAAUCUGAGAUCAAGGAUAUGGAAUCCCACGCUGAAUUGACGAUCAAAAUGGAGGUCGAUUUGGAAGGUACGCCAAAACCUACGGUGGCCUUCUACAAGGACGGUAAAGUCGUAAAGAAAUCGGACAGGAUUAAAAUUCUCGAAGAGGCCACCAAACAUACUCUCGUCAUCGAGAAAUCCACUCUUAAAGAUUCUGGCUCCUAUUCGAUUGUAGCGACGAAUGAGCUAGCGCAGGUAUCGAAAUUCUGGAAUUUGGAUGUUUACAGCAAACCCAAGUUGCUUUCCAAGUUGGGCACUGAAAAAGUGGUAUCUCAAAACGAAAACUUCGAACUGAAGGUCAAAAUAGAGGCUGAGCCCAAGCCAGAGGUCAAAUGGUACAAGGACGAAGAAGAAAUUAAAUCAACCGAUCAUUUUAUGGUGAAAGAGGAUGGUGAUUGCUACAUUCUAAGGGUGACAGGUGCUGUUACAACCGAUGCCGCCAAAUAUAAGUGUAAGGCUGUUAAUAUACAUGGAAGCGUUGAUGAUGACAUUACGGUGUGGGUUAAAAAGGCGCCCAAGAUUAUCAAGGGCCUUCAAAAUAUGACGGUUACGGAACACGAUAAAGAUGUUACAUUCGAUGUUAAGAUGGAGUCGUACCCCAAACCAGCGGUGAAAUGGUACCUCGAUGAAGUCGAAAUUAAAGAAACUAGAUCGGAAUUUACUAGAAUGGAAUCGGACGAUGGGGUUAAACUGAUAAUAAAAGAAGUAACUAGCGAACUUUCAGGGCAGUAUACUUGCAAACUAACCAACGAAUGCGGCGGCUGCGAAACUUCAGCGAAGUUAACAGUAAACUGCGCCCCACGCAUCAUCAAAAAACUCAAAGACGUAACUGUGGAAGAGGGAUCAACUCUACACUUAGAGGUAGAUGUAGAAGGUUGCCCACAACCAACUGUAAAAUGGUUGAGGAAUGGAAGGGAAGUAUCAGCUGAUGCGAGAAUCAAAAUAAGUCGCGACACGCAAAGACAAGAGACGUACAAUCUCGCAGUGAACUUGAUCAAGUACGAGGAACAAGGAGAAUACGAAGUCAUAGUGACCAAUCAGUUGGGCACUGUGAGCUGCAAGAGUUUUGUUACCGUACAUAAGGUAACACACACUGACGCCAUAGAGGAAACAGGGGAACCACCCCAAAAACUCAAAGUCGAGGUUGUAGAAGACGAACCUGAAAUCGCCCAGAAAGCCGAUAAAGAAGCAAUCGAAGAAAAGAAACCCGAAGAAGCGAAAAAACCCAAGGUUGAGGAGCCCAAAAAGGGUCAAGGUACACUAGCAGACAAGAAAACUCUCGAAGUAAAAGAUCAAACUCCAGAACCAAUCGUAGAAGAACCAAUGUCCCCUCAAAACUUGCAAAGAUGCAUUUCUGCUUCAAUUGAAGAAAGGACUGAGAACGCAUUGGGAGACGAUUUUAAACCCAAAUCAGCUGAAGAACAAGACGUGCCCAAGCCAAAAUCAAAACGUAGCAAGUCGGUGCAUAUAGAGGAAAUUAUUGAGAUAGUAGAAGAAGAAGAAGACCUAAAAGCAAAGAAGCAAGAUGUCUCUGAAUUGGACACCAAUAAAAAAUUAAGGCGCGGUUCUUCAGCUACCACCGAAGAAAUCGAAGUAAUUGAGGAAAGUAAACCGAAGAAGGCUAAAGAAGCCGACCUGGAAGUGGACUCUAACAGAAAGUUGAAGAGGGCGAUAUCGGCGAGAAAAGAGUCCAUAGAGGUAAUAGAAGAGGAGAAAUCUCCUGAGAAGCCCGAAGAAACCGACUUGGAUUCUAAUAGAAAGUUAAAGAGAGGCAUAUCGGCAAGGAAGGAGUCCAUAGAAAUAAUCGAAGAAGAAAAAACCGCCCGUAAAGUAUCAAGAACUGAUUCUAUCGAUGAAGAUUCUAAACCUAAGCCGCGACAAGGCAGACGAGCCACUAUUGAAGAAAUAAAAGUAGAAGAAAAUGAAGACACCAAGAAACCAGAAAUCAAGAAACUUGAAGACACCAAACCUGGCAAACCUGAAGCUGUGCCAGUCAUUUUGGACACGAACAUGAAGGAUGGUUCUCGUCCAGAGUCUUUGGACGUUACUUACAUAGUAAAUGGGACCGCCAACCCAUUACCAGUGGCCACAUGGACUUUAAACGGUAAAGAAAUCAAACCCGAUGCUCAUUUAAGAAUGACAACGAGUCAAAACGGUGAGGAGUUCCGCUUGGAAAUAAAGAAAUUGGAAAUGAGAGAUGCUGGUACCUACGAGGUUAUUUUGACCAAUGCUUUGGGAGAAGCUAGGCAACAAGCUGUGCUAGAUGUUACACCUGAGAAAGAUCUUAGAAGACCGAAGAUCAAACAAGGACUGAAAGAUGAGGAAAUCAUCAAGAAAAAUUCAGUCACAUUCAAGGCUGUGGUGAUUGGAGAUCCAAUCCCUGAAGUAACAUGGAUUAAGAAUGGGAAAACGCUUAAGGAAAAAGAUUUCGAAGCUUCCAAGAUGAUUUUGGAGUCAGAAGACCACGAAAUAGAAGAUGGUCUUAAAGAGUGCACUUUCUCAUUGACAAUACCCAGAUGUGAAAGAAGCAAUGCUGGCGACUACACAUUCAAAGCCAAAAACAAGUGGGGCGAAGCUGAGAGUUCAGCCCAUCUGGAAAUAAUUCUCAGGCCUGAAAUUGAAGGUCCAGAAGAUACGUCGGUGGUACCAGGAGAAGCGACAUUAUUCGAAUGCGUAAUUCAAUCGAACCCAGUUCCCAAAGUAGUUUGGAGUAAGGAUGACCAAGUGGUGGAAGCUGGCGAAUUCAUUAAGAUCAUAGAAGAUGUACCCAACGAGAAAUACACGUUAAUUUUCGAUAAAGUAUUGUUGGCAGAUGAGGGACACUACAAGGUCACAGCUACCAAUAAGUUGGGAGAGACAUCCUCCGAAGCCAGAUUGAAGACUAUCAAAGAGACCGAACCAACGACCGAAAGACCAAAGUUCAUCAGUCCUCUAACGGAUGACCAAGUGGAAGACACCGGUGAAACCACUUUGCAUGUUAGAGCUGAUGGUUUACCCAAACCGGAAAUACGGUGGUACCUCAACGGCAAUCCGAUGGUGGAAGAUGAACACCACAAAAUCUCCACCGAGACUGGUACCCAAGUCACCAGCAACCUCACUAUUUCGAACUACAACCUGGCUGAUGUCGGAUACUACAAAGCUGUGGCUAUAAAUGUUGUUGGAGAAGCGGAGACGUCUGCGCGGGUUUCCAUGCAACAAACUCCACCAACGUUCGGCAAACGCCUCGAUAGAAAUGAAGAAUGCAACGAGGGCGAACCUUUGGAACUAAAAGCCAAAAUACACGGCAGCCCGAAACCAACUGUGGCGUGGUUUAAAGACGGCGAACCAAUCGAUCCCAACGACGAAAACAUCAAGACCACUUUACUACCCGAUGGUACCGUCAAGUUGAAUAUACUGAAUGCUAAACCAGGGGACAGUGGGGCUUAUAAGCUGGUUGUAAGAAAUGCUAACGGUGAAACGUCUUGCCUGUGUGCUGUGGCAGUAACACAAAAACCCAGAAGACCGAAAUUCUUGAAGGUAUUCAAGGACGUUAAGGUUCCUCUAGGCGAAGAACUGCGUUUGGAGGCCAAAAUUGAGGCGUAUCCUCCACCGGAAGUCAAGUGGAUCAAAGACGGUCUCCCUGUACGCGCCUCGUCAAACAUCCACAUGGAAAAACACCCGGAUGGUAUUAUCGCUCUUGUGGUGGACUGCAUGAGGCCUGAGAACGCCGGCAAAUACCAAGUUAUAAUUUCGAAUAGGUUGGGAGAUUGUACGGGUGACGCUAAGGUUGAUAUCGAAAAAAAACCAUCUAAACCUGAAUUCACCACCAAGCUGAUCCCGCAAACGGUCGUUGAGGGUUUCCCUGUUAGGUUCGAGGUUAAAGCCGAGGGGUUACCCGCGCCGAAAAUUUCGUGGCACAGAAACGGUACGGAGGUGAUUUCAGAUAACAAACACAUCAAAAUUAUAGACCAACCUGACGGAAGCAGUGCUUUAAUCUUGGACGCGGCCGAUGAAAUUCGCGAUGCCCUAACGUACAGAGCCGUAGCUACAAAUGACGCUGGUGCAGCUGAAACCUCGGCACUCCUCACAGUAAUAACCUCUAAGAGAGACGAGGAACCGGAAGAGAGACCGCAAUUCAUGCACAACAUCAAAGAUGUGCAAGUGGAUGAAGGACAACCACUUAUCAUGGAAACACCGUUCACUGGCAAUCCGAUUCCCAACGUUGAGUGGACCAAAGACGGUCAAAAGAUCGAGCCAUCUGACAGAAUUUUGAUGACCUGUGAUGGUAGAAGGGUUGGAAUAAGGAUCGAUAAAGCCUUGCCCACAGAUGCCGGCGAAUAUGGAAUAACCCUAGAAAAUCCUUUAGGGAAGGACUCGACAAGUGGAAAAGCUAUUGUACACAAGGUGUUUCAGCCACCCACAUUCACACAGAGCUUCACCGACUUCCAACAGCUACCAAAUAGAGACGCCAAGUUCCCAUGCAGGGUGUCAGGUGUACCUCAGCCAGAAAUCCAAUGGACCAAAGAUGGCGAACCCAUUACAGAGUCCGAUAAAUAUCACAUCAAACGCGAUGGUGAUGCUUGCUGUCUUUACGUGAUGAACUGUCAACCCGAAGACGCUGGUGUGAUUAGAGCCACUGCUACCAACAAAGAGGGGCAAGAUGUGUGCACUGCGGCCUUGGAAGUCGUCAAAGAAAUCAAAUCGCCUAAAAAGAUCGAAUCGCCGGUGUUCUUGAAACGCAUCGGCGAUACCGAGUUGUUUAAGGCGAUGACCGCUAAAUUCACUGCCUGCGCUUCGGGUAUACCCGAGCCGGAAGUCGAAUGGUUCCACAACGACGUAAAAAUGUUCCCGUCGAAGAGAAUCCGUAUGGAGAGAGAUUUAGCGGGUUUGCUACGCCUUACAAUUUCGGGUGUAGAUGUAGAUGAUCUCGGCAAAUACUCUUGCAAGAUUAGCAACGAACACGGCAGUGAUAUUUGCCACGCAACGCUUAAAUUCGAUGAAGGCAUAGAACCUAAAGCUAAGAGACCGAUUGCAGAUCAGUAUACAGAGUACGAUAAGUAUAAGAGAAGCGGUGCGCCUGUACCAAUAUCCGACCCACCGAUUAUCUCCCAAAUGACCGAUAGGCACUGCACUUUAUCCUGGAACCCAUCCAUACCAUCCGGACCUAGAGCUCCGGUAACCUACCAGUUAGAGAUGUGUGAGUUGCCUAACGGAGAUUGGUUCACAGUGAGAUCAGGCAUUAGAAGUUGCACUUGUGGUGUUAGAAACCUGGAACCGUUCCGGGACUACAAGUUUAGAGUGCGCGUGGAAAACAAAUACGGCAUCAGCGAACCAUCACCGUACGCCUUAACACACAGAGCCAAAUUGGAACCGGAACAACCCAAAUUCAGACCGUAUCUACCACCGGAAAUCGACUUCCGCCCGGAAACAUCGCCCUACUUCCCCAGAGACUUCGAUAUCGAACGCCCACCACACGACGGUAUGGCGCAAGCGCCUAGAUUCCUGCGCCAAGAGCACGACACUCAAUACGGCGUGAAGGACCAAAACACCAACCUCUUCUGGUUCGUUUACGGCUACCCAAAACCCAAGGUUACAUUUUACUUCAACGACGAAAUCAUAGAACCCGGCGGUAGAUUCGACUCGAGCUACACGAGGAACGGACAGGCGACUCUCUUUAUCAACAAGAUGUUGGAUCGGGACGUGGGUUACUACGAAGCCGUGGCUAGAAAUGAACACGGUGAAUCCCGCCAGAGAGUGCGAUUGGAGAUAGCUGAAGCCCCCUACUUCCUCAAGAGGCCGGAUAUCGAAUACGCCCUCAUGAGAGGUCGGGUUAAAUUCGAAGCAAGAAUCCUUGGGGUACCAUACCCUGAUGUUAAGUGGUACAAGGAUUGGAAACCACUCGCCGAUUCAAGCAGAAUCAAGAUGACUUUCACAGAACCAGACCUGUGCAUCCUGACAAUCUCGGACAUCAUCCUCAAAGACGAAGGUUUGUAUUCGGCGAGCGCCCGCAACGUUGCCGGUUCCUCGUCCGCCAGUGCGAUGUUGCACGUGGAAGAAAACAACCUGGAGUACAACUGGAGAACGUACAACAACCUCUGCCCCAUCAAGGGCCACAGAAGACCGAUCUUGGACCUCUACGACCUCGGAGACGAGUUGGGUCGAGGAACGCAGGGCAUCACCUAUCACGCGGUGGAAAGGCUGAACGGCAGGAACUUUGCGGCGAAAGUAAUGCACGGUACGGGAGAUUUAAGGCCGUUUAUGUACAAUGAGUUGGAGAUGAUGAACGAGUUGAGGCACAAGAAGUUGAUUUCUUUACACGAUGCCUACGAAACUGAUGAUUCCCUGGCGCUUAUUUUGGAGUUGGCUUCUGGGGGAGAGUUGGUAUCCGAUUUGCUGUUAAAGCAAGACUACUACACUGAAGGGGAUAUUGCCGGGUACAUCAGGCAGGUGUUAUGGGGUUUGGAUUAUAUGCACGGAAAAGGUUUUGCUCAUAUGGGACUUAACCUUGGGGAUUUGUUGAUCGCCCACCCAGGCGGUGAUGACUUGAAGAUAACGGACUUCGGUCUCACCAGAAGAAUUCAGUACGGGAGAUACGCUCCGUUGUACUACGGUGUGCCGGAAUAUGUUUCCCCGGAAUGCGCUAACGGUGAAGGUGUGGGUUUCGGUCACGACAUGUGGAGUUUGGGUGUUAUAACCUACAUUCUUCUAUCGGGAAGAUCGCCUUUCAGAGGCGGAAACGAUAUGGAGACGUUGAUAAGAAUCAGGGAAGGUAAGUGGAUUUUCGAGGACGAAUGGUGGUCGAGAAUCAGCUUGGAGGGUAGAGAUUUCAUCUCGAAACUGCUGGUGUACCAGGCUGACGAUAGGAUGGACGUGACUACAGCCUUGAGACACCCUUGGUUGGAAAGGGCGGAUAAAAGAUACCAGGAUGACUUCCAAAUCAGCUCGAGAUAUCUCGGGGACUACUGGGGACUCUACAGGGAAUGGUACGAUAACGCUUCGUGCAGAAGAUGGUUCAGACGUAGGCCGUUGGAGGGCGCUUUUACCCAUCCUUCGAGGAUGGUGUACCCCCCGGGUGAGUUUUACACGCCGAGGUCGACCCCUGCUCCCCCAGAGAGGGCAGCAAGACCGAAAUCCUCAUGGGAGGACCAAUUGCCCACGAGGUCGCCUCUCAACUACGAGAUUGGAGCCUUCAAAUCUGAGAGCCACUAUCAAAACGGCCCAGACACGUAUCUUCUGCAACUGAGAGAUGUGGAUUUCCCAGUGCGUUUGCGCGAAUACAUGAAGGUGGCUGGAAAUCGAGGACCCGGUGCUGGAUAUAUCGUUUCCAACGAGAAUGGGUACGACUGGAAUACCCCCAUAAUCCGUGAAAGACGUCGCUUCACCGAUAUAAUGGAUGAAGAAAUCGACGAUGAAAGAAGGACUAGAAUUAACAGAUACGGCGCUGAACCCCAGCCCUAUACGCGCAGAUUAAAGCACGAAUUAGGAUCCCGCCUUGAUACAUACGUGGAAGCCGAGGCUUUCCUGGAAAGCAAACAGGAUGGCAGACUACCAUUCUUCAGAGAGAAACCUCAAUUCACAGCAAUGCAGGAAGGUAAAGACCUCCAGUUAAGCUGCAUGGCGGUUGGAGAACCACAACCCAUCGUCCAAUGGUUCAAGAACGACGCCAUAGUAGCCGAGUCGCACAGGAUUAAAAUCGUCACGGACGACGACGGUAGGUCGCAUUACAAACUAUCGCCGGCUCUAGCUUUCGAUCAAGGAAUGUAUAAAGUGGUGGCGCGCAAUAAAGUCGGGCAAACCAUCGCGAGAACCAGAAUCGUUCUUGGGUUGGUACCGGACGAACCUGACUCCCCGGAAGCCACGGAAGUCUCAGAUACCGAAAUCCUUCUGCACUGGAAACCUCCAAAGAACGACGGAAACUCCACCGUUGUUUGCUACAAGUUGGAGUACAAACUUUCCGACGAAAUGGAGUGGAUAAAGAAAGCCGACAACAUCGAUCACGAGUUCUACUUGAUGAAGGGGUUGGAACCCAGCAGAAGUUACAUCUUCAGGCUGUCCGCUAUGAAUGCUAUUGGUUGGAGUGACGCCGGGGUACCAUCAGCUGCCAUACAAACCAAAAUCGAUGGAUCAUCAAAAAUCAAGCUCAACACCGCAAUGCAGCAUCUGCAACAGAUCACAGACGGUGGAAACCCGGUGGAAGUAGAACGCAACAUGAAACACGUUUACACGGUGGAAACCAACCCGGUGGAAUGGGAAAACGCAAACAUCGAAGGAAAUUACAACGUGAUCUCGGAAAUUUUCCGCGGGCAAUUCUCCACAGUCCUCAAGGCAGUGGAUAAACGCACUGACACCGUGGUCAUAGCGAAACUGUUGGAUGUUUCCGGGGAGAGACUUUCAGAGGUGGACGGCGAAUUCGCGGCUUUAAGAUCCUUGCGCCACGAACGCGUAGCUGGGCUUUUAGCGGCUUACAGAACGAACGACGCAGCUUGUUUCAUACUGGAGAAGCUUCAAGGCGCCGAUAUUUUGACGUACUUGGCCAGCAAACAUGAAUAUACCGAGCAAACUGUAGCUACAAUCGUGACGCAGAUGCUGGAUGGUGUACAGUAUCUGCACUGGAGAGGACUGUGCCAUUUGGACUUGCAACCGGAUAACGUUGUUAUGUGCGGCAUCAGAUCUGUGCAAGUUAAACUGGUUGACUUGGGUUCCGCGCAUCGUGUGACCAAAUUGGGCACCAAAGUGCCCAUCGUGGGGCAUCCAGACUAUAUUUCACCUGAAGUUUUGAGUGAAGAACCGGCUUUUCCGCAAACCGACAUUUGGACUGUCGGUGUCCUAACCUACGUAAUGUUAUCGGGAACUUUACCGUUCAAAGGAGAGGACGAAAAUGAAUCCAGACAAAACACGUUAUUCGUACGUUACAGAUUCGAGAAUCUGUAUCAAGAAGUGUCGCAGGAAGCCACAAGAUUCCUGAUGCUGCUCUUCAAACGACAACCCAACAAACGACCAUCUCCUGAAGAGUGCCACGAAAAUCGCUGGUUGUUGCCCACGGAUUACAUGAUAAAGAAACGUGAAAGAGCAGUAUUUUUAGGACAUAGAAUUAAGGAAUAUUCGGAAGCGUACCACAACGAAAAAGUGGAGGCAGCUCAAAAAUCGACAAGCAAUAUUGGCGGGAAAUUCAGCAGAUCGCACAGCAUACAAGAAGAAUUACUGACUGCGCCAUGA